Messenger RNA from Dryobates pubescens (Downy woodpecker), 762 nucleotides. RefSeq names its product HIV-1 Tat interactive protein 2 (gene HTATIP2). NCBI's taxonomy places the organism in Eukaryota, Metazoa, Chordata, Aves, Piciformes, Picidae. The record is from RefSeq and is a predicted model, not a curated record. Gene Ontology annotation, cellular component: cytoplasm. Bases 23 to 736 code for a protein of 237 amino acids. The transcript has 5 exons. Gene Ontology annotation, biological process: import into nucleus.
CUCCCGCGGCCGCUCCGUCAGCAUGGCGGCGGAUAGGGACGGUCGUGGCGGCAGCGGCCGGACCUGCUUCGUGCUGGGCGCCUCGGGCGCGACGGGCGGGGUGCUGCUGCGGGAGCUGCUGGCCCGGCGGCUCUUCUCCAGGGUGACGCUGAUCGGGCGGCGCCGGCUGAGCCUGGGCGAGGAGGCGUCGGGGGUGACCGUGGAGCAGGCGGUGGUGGACUUCGAGCGGCUGGGCGAGCACGCUGCCGCCUUCCAGGGGCACGACGUCGGCUUCUGCUGCCUGGGCACCACCAGGGCCAAGGCUGGCGCGGACGGCUUUGUCCGUGUGGACCGGGACUACGUCGCGCAGGCUGCAGAGCUGGCGCUGGCUGGGGGCUGCAAACACUUCGUGCUGGAGUCCUCCCGGGGAGCGAACCCCAAGAGCCGCUUCCUCUACCUCCGUGUGAAGGGAGAAGUGGAGAACCUGGUCCAGGCUCUUGGUUUUGAUCGCUGUACCAUUCUCCGGCCAGCGGUACUGCUGUGCAAGCGCCAGGAGUCCCGGCCCGCGGAGUGGAUGGCCCAGCGGUUCCUGGGGGCUGUGGCUUGGCUCUUCCCCACCGCUCACACAGUGCCUGUGGAAACAGUGGUGAGGGCUAUGGUGGCCAGCGUGCUGCAGCCAGGCAAGGGGAAGGUGGAGGUGCUGGAGAAUGAAGCCAUCCACCAGCUGGGAAAGGCAGCGCCACAGCAGGGCGCUUAGAGCACAAAGGGAUGGGCGGGAAGCAG